This is a messenger RNA of Fusarium odoratissimum NRRL 54006, 273 nucleotides long. RefSeq lists its product as uncharacterized. The transcript has a single exon. Gene Ontology annotation, molecular function: oxidoreductase activity. The record is from RefSeq and is a predicted model, not a curated record. NCBI's taxonomy places the organism in Eukaryota, Fungi, Ascomycota, Sordariomycetes, Hypocreales, Nectriaceae. Bases 1 to 273 code for a protein of 90 amino acids.
AUGCACGGCGGAAUCUACUCGGUUUAUUCAGGUCGAAUGCUUAGCGGCGAGUAUUGGGCUAGGAGUGAGCCCUACGCCUUAGCCGACAUGGUGUUGAAGGAUAUCAAGCACCUGUUGGGACUGGGCCAGGAAGCAAACAUGGAGCUGAAGAAUGCUCCGAUUGGGCUCGCGUAUCUCCAAAAAGCCAUGAAAAGGUCACUUGAAGACCAGGUUGAUGUCAGAGCAAUCUACGGUGCCGUUCGUGAGGCGAAUGGGCUUGAAUUUGAGAAUUAG